Molecule: messenger RNA, 450 nt
Organism: Aspergillus tanneri
Lineage: Eukaryota; Fungi; Ascomycota; Eurotiomycetes; Eurotiales; Aspergillaceae
Exons: 1
Coding region: 1-450 (149 amino acids)
Source: RefSeq, a predicted model, not a curated record
AUGGAAACAGUUCGCUAUACUAUUAAACGCCCGGCUCGUCGCGGCGGCUAUACUCUUGUCGGCACGGCGACCUUCGGGCUGCGGUUUAUUGACGCACCCACGGGGUGGCCACACGGCAUCUGUGCUGUCUCCAGGGUCACGUAUCGCUCUGGGGUUUUACCGAGUAUCGCGACGCCGUACGUGCGUCGCUGCCGGGAUGCAGUAAUAUCUACUCAGGCGCUAUCCACACUUUCCAGCUGGUUGAUCCGGCUUUGUGCCUUCCACCCGGGGUGGUUCGAGGCAUCUGUGUCUAUUGGCCGAGGACGCGACCCUGCAACAUCAACGCACUUUCGCUCACCCGCAUUGGGAUUCUUUCCCCAUUUGGACCCUACACCCAAAGGAGUGCAACACCUCCUCGUUUCAACUAGACCUUUCGCUUGCCAGAGGAAGAGUAUAAUCACGAGGACGUGA